Eleginops maclovinus (Patagonian blennie) is the source of this 2830-nucleotide messenger RNA. It is a transcript of the gene dkk2, whose product is annotated as dickkopf WNT signaling pathway inhibitor 2. Gene Ontology annotation, molecular function: co-receptor binding; receptor antagonist activity. Bases 320 to 1054 code for a protein of 244 amino acids. Gene Ontology annotation, cellular component: extracellular region. The transcript has 4 exons. Gene Ontology annotation, biological process: negative regulation of canonical Wnt signaling pathway; multicellular organism development. Lineage: Eukaryota; Metazoa; Chordata; Actinopteri; Perciformes; Eleginopidae. The record is from RefSeq and is a predicted model, not a curated record.
AGUGCUCACUCACAGCCAGACGGGAGACAGGGGAGGAAACCUCUUGUCAAGUUUCUCUCUGACCCUCAGAGCAUCAGCAUUUUAACAGAUCCACUUCUUCAUUGUUUCCCUCCUACACUGGGCUCUCAGAUAACUGUGUCGAUGGCAGGCAUUCUUCUGAAUUACUGAUUUUCAGAAACUUGGCUACAUCACCACUCUCUGUAUUGCGUGACGCGCAUGGACACUGACAGUGCGCACACUUGUCAUUGAGAAACCAAGAUUAUUCAAGUCCUUUUUUCUCUCUUUUUUAUUUUUAGUAUUUUUACGUUUAUUUUCAAGGAUGCUCGUCUUGACUUGGAAUAGAUGCUGUGUUGUGGUGUUUCUCGUCGCUUCUCUGAAGACUGGGACAUCCCAGGUAUCAGAGGCGCGUCCAAAGGCGAACUUAAUCAAGCCAGCUCUGUCGGAAGAGUCACCUACACCCGCCACAAACAGCACUGCUCACAUGGGGAUCACCAAGAAACAUAACGUCCUUGUGCAGCAGGUGUAUCCAUGCAGCAAUGAUAAGGAGUGCAGCAUGGGCAGCUACUGCCACAGCCCUCAGCAGUCUCCCUCUCGCUGCCUCACCUGCCGCAGGAGGAAGAAGCGCUGCCAUCGAGAUGCCAUGUGCUGUCCUGGGAACCGCUGCAGUAACUUUAUUUGUGUGCCUAUCUCUGAGAGCGUACUCUCACCUCACAUCACAGCUUUAGACGAGCAUAACAAACUCUCCACAAAAGACCAAAGCUGGAGGAAGAAUGGGAAGGCGCACACUAAGCACUCUCUCAAAGGACAUGAGGGCGACCCUUGCCUGCGUUCAUCCGAUUGCUCGGAGGGCUACUGCUGCGCCCGCCAUUUCUGGACCAAAAUCUGCAAGCCGGUGCUGAGACAGGGGGAGGUGUGCACCAAGCAGAGGAAGAAAGGCUCUCAUGGCCUGGAAAUCUUCCAGCGCUGUGACUGUGCCAAGGGCCUUUCCUGCAAGGUGUGGAAAGACGCCACCUCGUCGUCCAAGUCCAGGCUCCACAUGUGCCAGAAGGUCUGAAGUGGGGGGUGGCCGCUGCUGUCGUCGUAGAGUGCUCUGUCUCCAUCUGCCAGGGAAAGUUAAAGGAUGGGUUGUGGUGGUAAUGAAAAUGAGUUAAAGACAGAGACUAACAAGAGACAGAACAGACUGUGUGUUCAAGCUCAGCAAGCAGUGAGUGAAUGCGAUUUGCUUUAAUGUGUCUGCUGCGAGUGCUCCAUCCCUGCACCCAUACACACAUACACACUCACACACACACCCACACACACACACACACACACACACACCUCAUGGGUUUGUGAUCAAUGAGCUCAUGUUGUUGUUGCACACAAAUACAUAUUUUUUUUUACACUCGGGACAUUCAGGGAGCCACAAAGUUAGCCAGUAGAUGCUGUGAUAGGAAAGGACCUUUGUUUUAGAUGGAGGCCACAGGCGUAGCAGUCUUUCAUUAAACUUUAACUUUUAUAAAUAAGACCGAAAACUAUUAACAGACAAGCCAUAUUUUUUACUGCACAGUACAUGCUUUACCGGCCUUUGAAAGAUCUGAUGUGUGAUACCCUGUGUCUCAUUGCUGGAUCUACCAUCAUUUGUUAUCUGUUUAGACAAAAUGUCAAUAUCUGACUCUUGUUUGUUUUUAAGUCUUGUGGAAUUUAGCUAUUUAUAUGCAGGGCAUUUAGAAGCAGUAACGAAGUCCAGACCCACGAAAUACCAGUCAUAUCAUAUGAGGAACUAAUUGCAUAAACUCUUCACUUCAGAGCUUGACCUGUGGAACAGCAUCCUGAGACUUCAAUGUGAUGCAUAACGCUCAUAAACCAAAGAAUAUUUACACCAGAGUGAUGAGUUUCAUCUGGGGGCAUUAGCUCCAUGGCCCAUUUUUAGCCAUAAGAAGAGAGAUAAAGUAUUGUGUCCGUCGUGGAAACGUCGUUUGAUCUGUCAGACGCAGCUGCAAUCUAUCGUGAUACAAACUGUGAGGGUUAAAGCAGUGUGUGUUGAGGUAGUCUCAGUUUUCCUGAUACCAAACAGAGAAUGGUUUUGCUUUUUUUUCAAUCCCAUAAACAGGACUCAAGGAUACCAUGGAAGUGCAAUUUGUUUCCGUUUGCAAUGCCAACAGGAGAGGAGUCGUGAGAGGAUUGAUUAGACUCUCCGUAAAUGUUUUUAACUCUACUGCAGGUUGAAUCAACGUCAACACACAGCCCGGUUUAUUUUUCUGCUCCUCCAAUAAUGACUGCAUGCUCCUGUCUCAUGUAAUACGCUGCAGUUUUUGUUGUUAUGAAGGUUAACCAAUGCCCCCCUGCCAAAGCACAACUUCUUUAAACAACCACCUGAUAUAGUCAACACAAUAUCACAUUUGCCUCUUUCUGCUUCAAUGUGUUUAGAGCAUCAACUACACAUAUUUUGUAACCAUUUAAAAUACCAAUAAGCUCUUAUAUUGUAAAUAGAUUGGAAACAAUGACCAUGUAUUUAAGAAUCAAUGUAUAUCAUGUACAUAUUAUAAAAAUAUGAAUCUUAAAUGUUGCAGCAAAAUGAUCUAGGUGAGAAGAGUAAUGAGGGAUGAACUAACAUUAGUUAAAAUGAUAAAAGCUGUGUGUAUAGACACAGGGGAAAAGGCAUAGAUAGCUUAGAUAUUACAGACUGAAUGCAUCAUGAGGAUGUUUCCAAAGAGAGAGACAAGCACAUGAAUUUCCAAAGUAGUUUGUGUAAAUGGUCUCAAGAUUUAUAUCCCACUAAAUACUGUUUGUGUCUAUACUGAUUUGUUGUGUGUAUUUACAAUGAUGAAUGAAUAAAAGAAUGUAUUUUGUA